Molecule: messenger RNA, 3183 nt
Organism: Linum trigynum
Lineage: Eukaryota; Viridiplantae; Streptophyta; Magnoliopsida; Malpighiales; Linaceae
Source: the annotation of a GenBank genome assembly
AUGGAAACAAAGCAACUUCGGGACGAGAAUGAGGCCCUGAGGAACGAAAUGGGUUUUAGUCAUGGGGGAAGUUGGCCGUGUGAUAUCUCUAGGGGUGGACGUGCAGGAGGUGUAUCAAUCUGGUGGUCGGAAGAAGUUAAGGCGGAGGUGAUUGAGGAAUCACAAAACUAUAUGGAUCUUAAAGUUGAGGAAGGUCACGACAAGGUGUGGCGGUUUACUGGCAUAUAUGGAUGGGCUGAGGGACGCGAUAAACACCGAACGCUAGAGCUAAUCCGAGAGAGGGCAAGACAAUGGAAUGGACCAUGGAUUUGUGGCGGGGAUUUUAACCAAAUCUUAUCAGACCGGGAGAAAAAAGGGGGUAACCCCGGGAACGAAGUGGAGAUGCAAGCUUUCGCGGAGUGCUUAGCGGAGACGGGACUGUGCGAUUUAGGCUUCCAUGGUUACCCUUUUACGUGGGAGAACAGGAGGAGUGGUGGGGGAUACAUUGAAGAGAGACUGGAUCGGUACUUGGCUAAUGAAGAGUGGCAGAAUUUAUGGCCUAGUGCGAGGGUGCUACACCUAGAUUCGGCACGUUCCGAUCAUCGGCCGAUCUCAUGUGAAACAGUGGGUGACGAGGAUGACAUAAAGUGGGGAUGGAAUUUUAGGUUCGAGCCGCUCUGGGUAAAACAUGCUGAGUGUGCGGAGACUAUAAAGGAAGCCUGGGCUUCGGCGGCCGGGGAGACGACUGCAAAAAUUGCUCAUGUGCAGGAGAAGCUUGACCAAUGGAGUAGGGUUACGUUCCCAAAUUUUGGAAGACAGAAGGAGAAAAUUCGCCGGGCUCUAAGGGCGCUGGACAGGAGGGAGAAAACAGACGAGAUUAUACUUAACAAACAAAAGCUCCAGCUGGAGCUGGAAGACUUGGAAUGCGAUGAGGAGCUGUUCUGGAAGCAACGGUCGAGGGCCGAUUGGCUCCGGGAGGGUGACCAGAACACAAGCUUUUUCCAUAGGAAAGCUUCAAUGCGUAGAAAGCGCAAUCUGAUCCGUAAGCUGAGAGAUGAAUCUGGAGCGUGGUGGCGAGGUAAUGAGGAUGUCUCUACGUGCCUUACAAAGUAUUUUAGUGAGUUGUUCAUGGCAGGGGGUCGCCCACCUCAGACGCCAGUUUUGGACUCGGUGGAGACACGUGUGAAUGAUGAAAUGAAUGCUUGGCUAGAGCGCCCCUUGACUCGAGAAGAGCUCUAUGAAGCGCUUCGACAAAUGGGGAAAAGGAAGGCAUCGGGACCGGACGGCAUGUCAGUUUUGUUUUUUGUGCGGUAUUGGGAUAUUGUCGGUGAUGAGAUCUCGGAGCUGUUGCUUGGAGCGUGGGAGAGUGGGAUAAUGCCGGCGGGUCUGAACCACACUUUAAUUGCUCUGAUCCCAAAAGUAAAAGAUCAAGUGAUGGCAAGAGAGUUUCGACCGAUAAGCUUGUGUAACGUGAUGUAUAAGAUGCUCUCGAAGGCGAUGGCGAAUAGAUUGAAAUCUCUGUUGGACACGAUCAUUUCGCCGGAGCAGAGUGCUUUUGUGCCUGGGCGCUUUAUCGCGGAUAACGUGAUGACGGCUUUCGAAUGCUUUCAUACGAUGAAGAAGAAAACAAAAAACAAGACAGACUACUUAGCAGCGAAGACUGACAUGGCAAAAGCCUAUGAUCGGGUUGAAUGGUGGUUCCUUGAAGAGAUGAUGAGUAGAUUGGGGUUCGCAGCGAGCUGGAUCCAGAGAACAAUGAUGUGUGUAAAAUCAGUGACCUAUUCUAUCCUGGUUAAUGGACACCGAUUACAGUCUUUUGCUCCCAGCAGAGGAAUCAGGCAGGGUGACCCACUGUCACCGUACUUAUUCCUGUUGGUGGCAGAAGGUUUGUCGAGCUACGUUUCGCUAGCGGCCAAGCAGAAGCGCAUUCAUGGGCUGUCGGUAGCGAGGGGAGCUCCGGUGAUCUCACACCUAUUUUUUGCUGACGAUGCUAUCUUUUUUGCUAGGGCGACAGUAAAGGAAGGCCUAGAGCUGAGAAGAGUUCUUGAUGAUUACCAAACGGAAUCCGGACAAAUGGUCAGCCUUGAAAAGUCAGAGGUUACCUUUGGGUCGAAUGUGAAGAUGCAUCAACGGCUGAUGGUUAGUUCGACAUUGGGCAUGAAGGUGGUAGAGAAGCAUGAUAAGUACUUGGGGCUGGUGACUCAAGUGGGUAGAUCGAAAAAAGAGCUGUUCGUGUACUUAAAAGACCGGGUGCGGAAGAAGCUGUCCGGUUGGAAGGAGAGGACAAUGUCAAUUGCAGCUAGAGAGGUUCUGAUUAAGUCGGUGGCCCAGGCUCAGUUAACGUACACGAUGUCGGUAUUUAAGGUACUAGAUGGAGUCAUUGACGAGAUCCAUGGAUUAAUCACCCAAUUCUGGUGGGGACAAAGAGGCCAAGAGAAGAGAAUACCCUGGAUUGCGAGAGAGGGCCUGAUUUGCUCGAAAGCACAGGGCGGAAUGGGCUUCAGGGACCUCCGCGGUUUCAACAAAGCCCUCCUCGCGCGACAAGUGUGGAACCUCUACACCCGUCCAGAUUCCCUGGUGGCGAGGCUGCUGAAAGCAAAAUACCAUAAAAACGACUCGAUCCUAGAUGCGCGUGUGGGAGGGCGACCGAGUUACGUUUGGCGAAGCCUCAUGAGCGCGCAAGAAUUUCUAGUGGAAGGGAUGUGUUGGCGUAUUGGGAAUGGAGCAACGGUAAGAAUUUGGGGUGAUCGCUGGGUACCAUCGGCGCCGGGUUUCAUCGUCCAAUCCUCCCCGACGGGUCUUCCGGUGGAUGCAGUGGUGCGAGAUCUGUUUGAAGAAGGUUUGGAGAGGUGGGAUGAUACAAUGCUUGAGAGUUGUUUUUCAGCUGACAUGGUACACGCUAUCCGCCAAAUACCUCUACGAGACCUAGGGGAGCCGGACUGCAUGAUUUGGGCGGACAGCAAGGAUGGUAGGUACACGGCCCGUGAUGGAUACAGAACGUGGCUGGGAAAGCAUCAACAAGAGGUGGGUGACCGUAGCAUGGGGGAGCCAGCCAUUUGGAAUCGCCUUUGGGCGAUGCACGUACCUCCAAAGGUCAAGAUAUUUAUGUGGAAAUUCAUGAGAGGAGCUUUAGCAACUGGUGAGCAGGUGAGUAAGCGCAAUCCCAGAAGAGGUGACUCGUCUCCUUUUUGUAAUCAAUUGUAA